Molecule: messenger RNA, 312 nt
Organism: Caenorhabditis remanei
Lineage: Eukaryota; Metazoa; Nematoda; Chromadorea; Rhabditida; Rhabditidae
Exons: 3
Coding region: 1-312 (103 amino acids)
Cellular component (GO): endoplasmic reticulum
Source: RefSeq, a predicted model, not a curated record
AUGAGCGAUCCAUGCGAGUGCUUCUUCGAUCAUGAAUCAGCUAUGCAGAGACUUUUGGCGAUGCUAAGAAACUCUCAAGCGGACUGCACUGAUACUGGAUGUGACAACGAUGGAUUGAGUCGUGAAGGUGGAAAUCCAAUGAUUUUGUGGACUCUUUUGUGGACAUUUAUGGCUAUGGCACUCUAUGUUAUGAGACCAAAUUCAAUGAGAUCCGGAGGAAGAACGCCAGAAGAUGCUGCCAUUGAGAAACCAUCUGGAAGUGCUGGAAACGAUGACAAUACUCCACCACCACCUCCGCCAUCUGCUAUGUGA